CAGCGGACGGACCGGCUCGUUUUAUGGAGUUUCGAAGGGGACAUAUGUUUUGAGAGUUUCUCCUCGAGGCUGGUUGAACCAAAACAUGGCGAGCUUUACAGCAUUUCUGAGCACAACGCUGAUCUUCUUGGUGUCCCGGUCGUGUCCGGUGCGCGGUGACAUAACGGACGGAAACACGGAGCACCUGAAGAGGGAGCACUCGCUAAUGAAACCGUACCAAGGUGUCGGCAGCAGCCCCAGCAGUCAGUGGGACUUCUGGGGAAGCACGUUGGUGACGAGCUCGUACGUCCGACUCACUCCGGAUGAGAAAAGCAAGCAGGGAUCCAUCUGGAACACGGUGCCGUGUCACCUGAAGGACUGGGAGAUGCACGUGCACUUCAAAGUGCACGGGUCCGGGAAGAAGAAUCUCCAUGGCGACGGCAUCGCCGUCUGGUACACAAAGGACAGACUGCAUCCAGGCUCUGUGUUUGGAAGCCAAGAUCAGUUUCUUGGCCUGGCUUUGUUUGUGGAUACCUUCCGCAAUGACCUCCAUGGGAUGGAUCGCUCCUUCCCGUACAUCUCCGCCAUGGUGAACAACGGCUCGGUGAACUACGACCACGGCAAAGACGGCCGGGCGUCCGAGCUCGGCGGCUGCUCGGCCGAGAUCCGGAACCGGGAGCACGACACGUACCUCGCCAUCCGCUACUCCAGAGGAAGGCUCACCGUGAUGAUCGACGUGGAGGACAAGAACGAGUGGAAGGAGUGCAUCGACAUCGGAGGGGUUCGUCUGCCCACCGGAUAUUUCUUUGGAGCCUCCGCGGCGACCGGAGAUCUGUCAGAUAACCACGACAUCAUUUCGAUGAAGCUCUACCAGCUGAUGGUGGAACACACCCCCGAGGAGGAGAACCUGGACUGGACCAAGAUCGAGCCCAGCGUCAGCCUCCUCAAGUCCCCCAAAGACAACAUCGACGAUCCCACCGGAAACUUCCGAGGAACGCCGCUCACCGGCUGGAAGGUGUUCCUGCUGCUGCUGUGCGCCCUGCUGGGCAUCGUGGUGUGUGCUGUGGUGGGAGCUGUGGUGUUCCAGAAGAGGCAGGAGAGGAACAAGAGGUUUUACUGAGAGGAGGAGGAGGAGAACGAGGAGGAGAACCUUCUCAAGAGAGGCGUUGGUUCUGGAACAAACUGUUUUCGGAUGUGACGGCGGAUUCAAUGUGAAUUAUUUUCUUACGAUUGUACAAAUGUUUAUAUCUUUUUUGGAGGCGUUUGGAGGUGAAGUGGCGGCGACACACCAAACGACCAACCGGUGGCGAGCGAUGUGAUUGGCCCGGAUCGAUGCUGUAUUUGUUCUCCCGUGCAUCCAUUAGUUUCAGGGUUAGAAUAGACGUGACGAGUCCCUAAAGGUCAUGAAAUGUUUUACCUGGUUUACACGAGUAUCUCCACACACACACACACACACACACACACACACACACACGACAUUGGACGCCGCCCACAUUCAAACUGAAUGGAACUGUUUUGUUUGUUUGUUUUUGUUUUAGCAACACUUGCUAUGAUGUGAAUUUCCGCUUCAUCCUGUGUUCAUUAAAACAGCGCAGGGAUUAAUUUGAUGAUAUCUCUUUUCCGUGUUUCCGUCGCUUGUUGGGGAUUUUAAACUAUAACUCAGAAUCAGGUCGCUGCUGAGCGUCUUUGGCCGUCCAGGGUUUUAAAUGAUGGGAAAGGUAUUCUCAUCAAAAUCCGCUGUUUUGUUUCCCGUUUAACCACUUGAGUCGCACCUCGGCAUCAAACUUCACCUGUCAGCACUUUGACGUCUUCGGCCCUAAUUUUCAAAUCGUGGAGUUUGAUUUUUUUUUUAUAUUUAAAAAUAAGAAAAUAUAUAUUCUUUUUUUAUUGA
Molecule: messenger RNA, 1870 nt
Organism: Cyclopterus lumpus (lumpfish)
Lineage: Eukaryota; Metazoa; Chordata; Actinopteri; Perciformes; Cyclopteridae
Gene: lman2
Product: lectin, mannose-binding 2
Exons: 8
Coding region: 86-1099 (337 amino acids)
Biological process (GO): Golgi organization; endoplasmic reticulum organization; endoplasmic reticulum to Golgi vesicle-mediated transport
Cellular component (GO): endoplasmic reticulum-Golgi intermediate compartment; COPII-coated ER to Golgi transport vesicle; endoplasmic reticulum membrane
Molecular function (GO): D-mannose binding
Source: RefSeq, a predicted model, not a curated record